Messenger RNA from Postia placenta MAD-698-R-SB12, 865 nucleotides. RefSeq lists its product as hypothetical. The record is from RefSeq and is a predicted model, not a curated record. The transcript is spliced from 3 exons. NCBI's taxonomy places the organism in Eukaryota, Fungi, Basidiomycota, Agaricomycetes, Polyporales, Adustoporiaceae. Bases 48 to 788 code for a protein of 246 amino acids.
UCCUCUUUUUGCGUCUUCACAAGGCCUCCUUCCUCUCGUUUCUCCUGAUGGCGGCCCGCGUCCUCGUCCUCUCGUUUCUUGCCCUCUUGUGGACCCCGCUUGCUCUAGCAGGCACCCAGAACCUCACCAUCGACGACGCCGAUCCCCGUUUCUCGUACUCUCCCUCGGGCAAAUGGACCGCACGGCCAGGUCCGUGCUCAGGCUGCCAGGCCGAGCCCAACUCCAGUCUCGCCUACGAUGGCACCUGGCACGACACGACCUUCGUCAACGGCCAGGACCUUACUCCGUUCAACGCCACGGUGUCUUUCAGCGGCUCUGCGGUCUACGUGUACUGCAUCAUCUCGCAUGCCCAGUCCGACCCCGACGGCAACACCGACAUGCAGUUCAUGAUCGACGGCGAGAUCGUCGGCUCCGCCAACAUACCCCCCACGGGCGAGGCGACCUACAGCUACAACUACCUGGUCUACAGCGGGCAAUUCGCCGAAGGGCAGCACACACUGACCGUCGUCAACGGCCAGGAGGGCGGGCCGACGUCGCUGGCCCUGCUGGACUACAUCAAGUACACAACCGAGGUCGAGCUUUUGCCCUCAUCGACUCCGACUGCGUCAGGCAAUGCUACGGGCCCCGCUUCAAGUGCCCAAGAUACCCAGACUUCCGCCAGUCUGCCGGCAACGACGAGCCUCUCUUCUCACUCGGCGAGUCCAGCCGCGAGCGUCAGGAGCUACUUCAAUUCCGGGAUGGGCACGAUUCUGGUCAUGAUAGUCAUGGCCGGGACGACGUUAUUAUAAUAGUGGCUAUCGUACAAUAUGUACUCUUGGGGGUGCGUCGACUUAUGUGUAUUUUCUGGGGCUCUUUUUCCAUUUAA